CAAGCUAGUGGCUUUAGCUCAUUAUAGUUUCGGUUCUCCAACAGAAAACAUCUAUUUGUACGACUACCAAAUUUCUAGGACUGAAAAUCCUACUUCCGUAAUCAGGCUAAUAAUAAAAUGUGCAAUCCAGGAAUGUGCUCGAUGCCCGGCACUUGCUGUGGACCGACUGGCGGACUGGGACCCUGCCUGCUCUGCGGACCCUACAAUGGCCAGUGGUUCCGUUCGGUCAACCACUGUUGCGGUCCUUGUGGCCCAUAUGGUUGCUGCUCAUGCUACGGGCCGUAUGGUGGACAUUGUUAGCCUGCUUAGAAGGAAUGUAGGGUUUCUUUAUCCGCGAUCUGGAACAGGAGCUUUAAAGAUUGCAGCCGUGAGGCCUUGUCGAAGAUGAGGAGCCACGCUGAAAAGUUGUCAGGCAAAGUGGAUCCAAAGAUUUGUGUUCGAUGAAAGAUUAUGCCAUCAGAAAUAGAUGUUAAUAAAUUAUACGUAUAAUUC
Drosophila melanogaster (fruit fly) is the source of this 492-nucleotide messenger RNA. RefSeq lists its product as uncharacterized. The transcript is spliced from 2 exons. The coding region runs from base 118 to 300 and encodes 60 amino acids. NCBI's taxonomy places the organism in Eukaryota, Metazoa, Arthropoda, Insecta, Diptera, Drosophilidae. The record is from RefSeq and is marked reviewed.